AGCGACUGAGGAAGAGGGAGCCGUCGAGGCUCCAUUGUGUCAGUGCGCCGCGAGCUCUUCGUCGCGCAGGUUGCGAUUUUUGGUCGAGGAGCUACUAUAUUUAUCCGAUUCGUGUGCGUGUGUGUGGUGUCUGUGGGAAUAUUUAAAGACAGGGAAAGAGACUUUCUUCAACAGCUGGGGCAUCAUUUGUAUGUAAAUGCGAAAAAAGAAAUAAAAAAAACGAGGAAGGAGAAGGAGAAGGAGGAGAAGAGAAGCAACAAGUGGCUGUAGAAAGUGCAAACUGGUUUUUUGGCUGGCAAACGUGGCAAUAAAGAGGAACAACACGAAACCAAAACAAAAGAUAUUGUAAACUGAUUAUCACUGUGUUAUCGGGGGGAUUAUCUAAUGUGUGAACUGUUCGAGAAGUGAAAGUGAGGAGGAAGAAAUGCCCGCUAAGUGCUGACCGCGCGCAGAAAUCGAGGAAACCAUCGGCCAAACCGCCGUCAUGUCCGCCACCUACACUAACACAAUAACGCAACGCCGCAAGACGUCGGCGUCGUCGCGCUCCAAGCAAAGACAACAACAAUGGUCGGGCAGCGACGCCAGCGUCGGGGAGCCAAACGAAAGACUUCACUUUCGCAGCCGUUCAACAAACUCGGCCAUAACAGCAGCCCCAACUGCAGCGUUCAACUCACCUCCACCACUGUGCUGUAACGGUGGUUUGUCGCUGCUUAACUGCUGCCUCGACGUCAACUGCCAUUUGAAUGCCCCGCUGCGCGGUAGCGUUAGCCGGCAUACAACACCAGCAGCGACGCCGACGCCAACGCCAAAACAAGCCUCCCCAUCGCCUACCUCUGAUCGUUCGUUCUCGUGCUCACCUUCACGCUCAUGCUCACUCUCCCGCUCACGCUCCCCGUCACGCCAUCAAAGACAAAAACAAAAGCUAAAGCUCAAGAACAGCGCAGCUGCAGCAGCAGCGGCAGCGGUUGCACAAGACGUCAAAACAACCGAGCUUACACCGCCAUUUACCGUUAGCCUGAAAAUAGAUCUCUUCAGUUGGAUUCUCUUUCUUUUGGCGUUCGGCACGCGAUUCUACAAGUUGGCAACACCACGUAAUAUUGUAUUCGAUGAACUCCAUUAUGCCAAGUAUAUAUCUCACUAUAUGCGGAAUAUAUUUUUCUUCGACCAACAUCCGCCGCUGGGAAAACAACUGAUAGCCGGACUAGUGAGUCUGGCCGGUUACGAUGGCAACUAUACAUUCACCCAGAUCGGAGAUCCCUACAAACCGGAAGUGCCCGUCUUUUGGUUCCGCUUUCUGCCGGCUCUGUGCGGCAGUCUGCUGGCCCCCGUUGUCUACAAACUGCUGUUGGAGGCGCGGCUGUCGAGGUGGGCCUCCGCCCUUGGUGGACUUCUGGUGAUCUUGGACAACUCGCUGCUAACCCAAUCCCGUUUCGUGCUUAUGGAAUCGAUGCUCCUGCUGGGCACCACUCUGGGGAUAGCCUUUCUGCUCCGCUUCCAGCGCUCGCGGCUGGGCAGCUUCCAGUGGGUGAGCACCGGAGUGGCGGCGGCGGUUUUCCUGGCGGCUGCGGGGGUGGUCAAGUACAUUGGCUUCCUGUCUCUGGGACUGGCUCUCUACAUGCUCUGCCGGCACUUGUGGCAGCUGCUCUACGACGCCAGUUUGACCAAUCGCCAGCUGUGGAUCCACGCCAUCAGUCGCAUCCUGAUCUUCGUGGGAAUUCCACUGCUCGUGUACUUGGGGGUCUUCUACAUCCACUUGCGGACUCUUCACAAGGCCGGGCCGCACGACAGCAUCAUGACAAGCGCCUUCCAGGCUUCCUUGGACGGCGGCCUGGCGUCCAUUACCAAAGGACAGCCCCUGAAGGUGGCACACGGAUCCCAGAUCACCCUACGACACACCCUCGGACGCACCUGCUGGCUGCACUCCCACGCCGCCGUCUAUCCGGUGCGGUACAAGGACAAGCGCGGCUCCUCCCACCAGCAGCAGGUGACCUGCUACUCCUUCAAGGACGUGAACAACUGGUGGAUCGUGAAGCGGCCGACGAAGGAGGACCUGGUGGUGGGCGACUAUCCGGACGUCAUCCGGCACGGCGAUGUCAUCCAACUGGUGCAUGGAAUCACUAGCAGGGCUCUGAACUCCCAUGAUGUGGCAGCUCCUCUGACGCCGCAGUGCCAGGAGGUGAGCUGUUACAUAGACUACGACAUCAAGAUGGCCGGAGAACUGUUGUGGCGCGUGGAGAUCUUGAAUCGGGCCUCGGAGGGCAACAGCUGGCAUGCCAUCAAGUCGGAGAUCCAGCUCAUCCAUGAGUCGACGGGCGCCGCUCUGAAGUUCAGUGGCCGGCAGCUGCCAGAAUGGGGAUUCAAUCAGCAUGAAGUGGUGGCGGAUCGGAGUGUGGACCAUGAGGAUACCAUUUGGAAUGUGGAGGAGCAUCGUUAUACCCAGACUGCUGACCACCGGGAGCGGGAACGGCAACUGCUAACCGCCGAGAUGAUACCCACCAAGCGGACGCGUCUCUCCUUCCUGGCCAAGCUGUACGAGCUUCAGGCCAAGAUGCUGUGGCAGGCCGGUGACUUGGAGUCCCACAUGUUCAGCUCCCAGCCGCACGAAUGGCCACUAAUGGACAAGGGCAUCGCCUACUGGCUGGACGAGAAGUCCAGCGCCCAGAUCUUUCUGCUGGGCAACCUGGUGAUCUGGUACUCGGCCACCUUUGGCAUCCUAAUCUAUGCCAGCUUACUUGCCUUCUAUCUGAUACGACGACGCCGUCUCUGCUUCGAUAUACCGGAGCUGGAGUGGCAGAAGUUCCUCAAUGUGGGGAAUACCUUCUUUGUUGGCUACUUGGUCCACUAUCUGCCCUUCUUCUUCAUAGAUCGAACGCUCUAUCUGCACCACUACUUGCCGGCAUUUGUGUUCAAGCUGCUGCUCCUGUGCUAUGUGGUGGAUCACUUGGACUAUGUCCUCCGGCGCUUCUGCACCGGAUGGGCAGUGCAUGUGGUGCGGAUCUAUCGUCUGUUUCUCAUCCUCUGGCUAGUGGGCGCCAUUGUGGUUUUUGCCAAAUUCUUGCCCUUCAGCUAUGCGUCCAGGAAGAUGACCAGUGGGGAGGUGCGCCGAUUGCGCUGGAAGGAUACCUGGGACUUUGUGGUGGCCAGGAACCAAGCCCUCCAGUGAGUGGCCAUUGGAAUGCCAUCUCCUCCAAGACAGCCAAGUGCAAUGUACCGUGUACAGAAGACUAGGAGACCUAAACUAAAGUUGAACUAGUGCUAAGCCAUAAAUAAUUUGACAUGUAAACGAACAUACUCAUUUGCGAGAUUGAUUAAAAAGAGAUUUAUUUAUUGAA
This is a messenger RNA of Drosophila ananassae, 3332 nucleotides long. RefSeq names its product protein O-mannosyltransferase 1 (gene rt). The record is from RefSeq and is a predicted model, not a curated record. The transcript has 4 exons. The coding region runs from base 485 to 3163 and encodes 892 amino acids. Gene Ontology annotation, biological process: protein O-linked glycosylation via mannose. Gene Ontology annotation, molecular function: dolichyl-phosphate-mannose-protein mannosyltransferase activity. Lineage: Eukaryota; Metazoa; Arthropoda; Insecta; Diptera; Drosophilidae. Gene Ontology annotation, cellular component: membrane; endoplasmic reticulum.